CAUUACAAUUUCUUCGCACGGUUAUCCUUUCCCACUUUUUCUGCCGGCCCCUUCACUUCCUCAGUCGAAGCUGACUUCCAUCUGCAGAUCUAUCCAUGGCUUCCUCAGGUGGUAGCCCCGCCCCUAGCCCUAGCUCCAAUCCCACUCCAACUCCCCCCUUCGACGUUCAGAAGCUCUUCAAACCUCUAACUCCCUCCUCUAACCCCAGCCCUAAUCCUGUCCCCAGGGGUGCAAGUCCCUUCCUCCCACCUCCCUCUUCUUACCCCGCUCCGCUAUUACCUUCUACAUCGCCAGCGGCGCCUCUCAGCGCCUUCUCCUACCCUCCGUCAACCCCGCCGUUCCAGCAUCGACCAUUUCUUCACUAUCCGCAGGCUCCGUCCCCUAUUCCUAUCCCCAACCCCAAUCCUAACCCUAACGCAGGCGCACGCCUAAUGGCACUUCUCGGCACGGCCCAACCUGCCAAUCUCGAGUCAGCCAUCUCGAUGCCAUCGCCAACGUCGCCUUCAGAGUUUUCAGCGGCGCCAGGUAACCCUCCGAUUCUCCAUCCGCCGCCUCCAGCUAUGCUGCAGCCGGAUCCGGCGAGACUUCCGAGCAGCAAAUUACCGCGGGGGCGGCGCCUGGCUGCCGGAGAUCGUGCCGUGUACGAUGUGGACUCAAGGUUGCCAGGGGAGUCUCAGCCUCCUCAGCUCGAGGUGACUCCUAUUACUAAGUAUAUAUCGGAUCCUGGCCUUGUUCUGGGGCGGCAGAUUGCGCUCAACCGGGUGUACAUUUGUUAUGGACUCAAGCUUGGAGCUAUUCGCGUGCUUAAUAUCAACACGGCACUUCGAUCCUUGCUUCGUGGGCAUACCCAGAAAGUUACUGACAUGGCUUUCUUUGCUGAAGAUGUACCAUUGUUGGCCAGUGCAAGUAUAGAUGGUAGAAUUUUUGUGUGGAAGAUUAAUGAGGAUUUUGAUGAUGAUAGUAAGCCUCAGAUAACAGGAAAAAUUGUUUUAGCUCUACAAAUUAUAGGUGCUGGAGAAGGAGAACCUUAUCAUCCACGGGUUUGCUGGCACCCUCAUAAACAAGAAGUCUUAGUUGUUGGAGUUGGGAACUAUCUGCUAAAAAUUGAUACAUUAAAGGUUGGGAGAAUUGGACAGUUUUCGGCAGAGGAACCUGUUAGAUGCCUUAUUGAUAAAUUAAUUGAUGGAGUGCAACAUAUUGGUAAACAUGAUGGAGAAAUUACAGAUAUUUCCAUGUCUCAGUGGAUGACAACUCGUUUGGCUUCAGCAUCGAAGGAUGGAAAGAUAAAAAUUUGGGAAGAUCGCAAGGUGAUGCCCAUUGCCACUCUAACUCCACAUGACAACCAUCCUGUUAGCUCAGUUGCCUUUAUGACAUCACCUGACCGUCCAGACCACAUAGUUCUUGUGACUGCGGGCCCGUUGAAUAGAGAACUCAAGAUAUGGGUCUCUGCUAGUGAAGAAGGUUGGCUUUUACCAAGUGAUUGUGAGUCAUGGAAAUGCAAUCAGACGUUAGACUUGAGAAGUUCCACCGAGCCCAGGCUUGAGGAGGCAUUUUUCAAUCAAUUUGUAGUGCUGUCUCGAGCAAGUUUUAUAUUACUGGCAAAUGCUAAGAAAAACGCCAUCUAUGCAUUACAUGUGGAUUAUGGUCCAAACCCAGCUUCAACACGUAUGGACUACAUAGCAGAUUUUACUGUUACAAUGCCGAUCUUGAGUUUUACAGGUACUAGUGACUAUAUUUCUGAUGCGGAACAGAUUGUUCAAGUUUAUUGUGUGCAGACACAGGCUAUUCAGCAGUAUGCAUUGGAUUUGUCUCAGUGUUUGCCUAUACCUGUUGAAAAUGAGGUGUCAGAGAAGCACGCCUCUACUGCUUUUGAUGGGCCCAUUUCAGAAGGAUUCUCUGUUCCACAUUCAUCUUUUGGAGCUACAACUUAUGAUGCAACGCCUGCAAAUUCCUCACCUGCACCUAUUCUUAUAAACCGUUCUGAAGAUAACAAACACCAGGCACUUUCAGGUACCUCAGAGGCUACUGUUGUUCACGAUCACGCUUCUUCAAAUGUGGAACCAGCCGUGUCUGCCCCUCAACUUUCAAGUGUUGAUAAAAGUACUGGAGAUGUUGCAUCUUCUUCCCCUUCUCUCCCAUUGAAUCUGGAUUUUUCCGAGAAACUUCGUGCUGUGCAAGGUGUCUCAAGCGCUGGUGAUCAGGAAAAUUUACUUAGCACUGGUAGUAUUGAUAGCCAAGGUCAUGAUUCUACAGUAGAGAGGACAUUGGAUGCUGUAGUAACAAAUGUUCCUGAUGUUCCUCUGGUAGCUGAAACCUCUGGUAAGGAAAAAAACAAGGCUAUAAUAGAUGCUAUUCCUAUGGUGCCAAAUCCCCAUGCAUUAUUUAAACCAGAUGGUAAAACAGCGCAUUUGGUAACUCCCUCUGAGAUAUUGUCAGGUGCCAUUCCUCCUGCUGAAAGCAGUUUUCCCAAUCAAGGGAUUAGAAGUGAGGAGUUAGAUGCUCAGAAGGUAAGUGAUAAAAAUGGUAUUGUCCAUGCAGAAGUUAAAGUUGUUGAUGACAGGGCUUUGAUCAAGCACGAUUAUUUGGAUUCUGAAAAAGAACCUCGAGAAGCCCUUGCAGAUCAGGGGAAAUUAGUUAAGCAUCCUUCUGCUGAACCAAUCAAUUUUGUUGAGAGAAAGGACUUUAAAACAGACGAACGUGAUGCAGAGGGAAUUCAUACCCUGGAUAAUACUGUUUCUGAAAAAUUAGAUACGCCUUCGGCUGCAGGCAAGGAAGUAGCUGAAGAAACCAUAAACAAAGAUCUUCCCUUUGAGGAUUCUUCCACCAUUGGUACAAACUCACAGCCAACUUCAGAUUUAAAAGCAAGCAGAUUUAAAGAAAAUCUCUUGCAAGCAUCAGCUACUUUAGCACCUGUAUCUAUCCCCUUUGCCUCAGAUUCUUUAGUUGAACAUGGUCCCUCCAUUGGCAAUCAUUCUACGGAUGUUUUAUCCCAACUUCGUCUCAUGCAGGAGCUGUUGAACCAGUUAGCUACAAACCAGAAGGAGAUAGAGAAGCAGAUGGCUGAGGUAAUUUGUGCUCCCGUAAUGAAGGAAGGGAGAAGGGUGGAAGCUGCUCUUGGUCGGAGCAUGGAGAAAUCUAUUAAAGCGAACAUGGAUUCUUUGUGGGCCCAUAUUCAAGAGGAGAAUGCCAAACAAGAAAAGACCGAAAGGGAGAACAUUCAGCAAUUAACUACCCUAAUUACCAACUGCAUUAAUAAGGAUAUACCUGCUGCAGUAGAGAGGACAAUUAAGAAGGAGAUAUCUGCAGUUGGUCAGGUUUUGGCUCGAGCAAUCACCCCUAGCAUUGAAAAAUGCAUUUCGUCAGCUAUAGGCGACUCUUUUCAGAGAGGGGUUACAGAUAAAAUAGUCAGCCAGCUUGAGAAAACUAUUGGUUCUAAGCUGGAAGCUUCAUUGGCCAGGCAAAUCCAGUUACAAUUUCAAACUUCUGGCAAACAGACUCUGCAGGAUACGCUCAAGUCUAACCUGGAAUCAUCAGUGGUUCCUGCAUUUGAGAAAUCUAGCAGAGCUCUGUUUGAGCAGAUAGAUGAAGCCUUCCAAAAAGGUUUAACUGAUCAUAAGGCCGCGGCUCAGCAGCAGUAUGAGUCCGCACAUACUCAACUUGCAAUAACUUUGAGGGAUUCAAUUAACUCUGCAUCAUCCAUCACCCAUAAUCUUGUCAGUGAGUUAGCUGAUGGCCAGCAAAAGCUCUUAGCCCUCUUUGCUGCAGGAAACACAAAAGCUAAUCCCAUUGCAAAGCAGCAGAGCAAUGGCCCAUUAGGCCAUCCUGAUAUGGCAUUGUCUGUCCAGCAGAUUGAGGCCCCCGUUGAUCCCACGAAGGAGCUUACAAGACUGAUAUCUGAACGCAAAUUUGAUGAAGCAUUUACAAUAGCUCUACAGAGAAGUGAUGUUUCUAUUGUGUCUUGGUUAUGCUCACAGGUAGAUCUGCAUGGGCUUUGUUCCAUGGCUCCACUCCCGCUCAGUCAAGGCGUCCUGCUCGCCCUUCUUCAGCAGCUCUCCUGUGACAUCGGCGCGGAAACUCAGCGUAAGAUCAGCUGGAUGACUGACGUCGCCGUCGCCAUCAACCCCACAGAUCCCAUGAUCACAUCCCAUGUUCGCCCCAUAUUCGAGCAAGUUUAUAACAGACUUAUACACCAGAGAACACUCCAGACAACCACAGUUGCUGAAGCUUCCAGCAUUCGGCUCAUCAUUCAUGUCAUAAAUUCUGUCUUAAUGACCUGUAAAUGAAUGUCUUAGGCUUGCCUUAGAAGGGUCAGAAGAGCGGCAUAUUUGAUGUAAAAUAGGCUGAAAGAAUGUGAACUUUAUGUUUCAUUAUUUUCUUUCCUUUUUGUUUUUUUAGGGUUCCCAUUGCAUAAUUUUAGACUCGUUUGCCUGAUUCCAGAGGAGUCCAUUUUCAUUGUAAUUCUCAUGAAGUUAUUGAGUUAUUAUGAAUUAUGUUAUAUUGCUUGUAUAGCAAAUUUUCGCAAGGGAUGAUUAUAUAUAUAUAUAAUAAAUGCUUUGUUUAUAUUUCA
Messenger RNA from Dendrobium catenatum, 4567 nucleotides. Its product is annotated as enhancer of mRNA-decapping protein 4. Gene Ontology annotation, biological process: deadenylation-independent decapping of nuclear-transcribed mRNA. The record is from RefSeq and is a predicted model, not a curated record. NCBI's taxonomy places the organism in Eukaryota, Viridiplantae, Streptophyta, Magnoliopsida, Asparagales, Orchidaceae. The coding region runs from base 96 to 4283 and encodes 1395 amino acids. The transcript is spliced from 12 exons. Gene Ontology annotation, molecular function: protein binding. Gene Ontology annotation, cellular component: P-body.